This is a messenger RNA of Oenanthe melanoleuca, 6490 nucleotides long. RefSeq names its product potassium channel tetramerization domain containing 20 (gene KCTD20). Lineage: Eukaryota; Metazoa; Chordata; Aves; Passeriformes; Muscicapidae. The record is from RefSeq and is a predicted model, not a curated record. Gene Ontology annotation, biological process: positive regulation of phosphorylation. Bases 2376 to 3629 code for a protein of 417 amino acids. Gene Ontology annotation, cellular component: cytoplasm. Gene Ontology annotation, molecular function: protein binding. The transcript has 9 exons.
AGUGCUGCCACCUCUUUAGUGUUUAUUUGUAAAGGGGGGUCUUUGGAGUGUCUCCUACACUGUUAUCCCUAGGUUAGCACUGCAUCCUUGUCCCUGACACGGUCACACUUUCCUGGGCUGUGCCCAGUGCCCUGUGGAGAGGCUGCAGCUGUGCCCACCACCCCCAGAAUGGAAGCAGCCUCCCCUUGGGGUGCUGCUUGGUCACACACCACCCUCCUACGCCUGUUCUGGGGCUGUAGGCUGGUGCAGCAUUAUUCUUAAACGUGUUUUUAGGCUUGAGUUAACCUUUCUUUUCCUCCCUCCUUUCUGGCCCCACUGUGCUUUGAAAGGAGCAGGAGUUUCUAAGGGGCUUUCCCCUAAAUGGGUGAGUGGGUGAGACCUCUGCUCAUAGGCACAUUUUUGUGUCACCUGUGAUCCUGCCUAUCUGUACUGCCAUCUCAGUGACCUGAGGCCCUUCAUGGAAGGGAGGAUAAUAACACAAACAGUCUUGGGUAUGAGGUUUAAUAAGGUCCAGGUGCUGCAUCAGGGUCAGUCCAGGCUGGGAAUGAAGAGCUGGAGAACAGCCCUGGGAGAAGGACUUGGCCAUGAGUUGCUCUGGUCACUUGUGUUGGACUCAGAACCCCCAGAGCCCUGGGCUGAGCCCCCAGUGUGGGCAGCAGGGGAGGGAGGAUUCUGCCCCUCUGCCCUGCACAGAGACCUCACCUGCAGAGCUGCCUCCAGCCCUGGGGUCCAGCACAGGAAGGACAUGAAGUGUUGGAGGAGACCACAAAGAUGAUCAGAGGGAUGGAGCAGCUCUGCUGUGAGGAAAGGCUGAGAUUUGGGAUUGUUCAGGCUGGAAAAGAGAAGGUUUGGUGUGACUUUAAUGUGGCCUUCUGAAGGGAGCCUGCAGAAGGAUGGAGGGAAACUGUUUUCAAGGGCCUGGCAUGACAAGACAAUACAAGGGGGAAGGACUUCACCCUGACAGUAGAUUUGGAUGGGAUAUUAGGAAGAAAUUCUUCCCUGUGAGGGUGGGGAGGGCUGGCACAGGGUGCCCAGAGCAGCUGUGGCUGCCCCAUCCCUGGAAGUGUCCCAGGCCAGGUUGGACAGGGCUUGGAGCAGCCUGGGACAGUGGAAAAGUGUCCCUGCCCAUGCCAGGGAGUGGAACAGGAUGAGCUUUAAGGCCUCUUCCUACCCAAACCAUUCUGGGAUUCUGUAAACCUGGAAGGUUGAGAACCUCUGUAAGGGAGAAUAUUUUGAAUUGUUUUGCCAGGAGUGGUUCAACCCAAAUCGUGUUGUAGCUGUAGAUUAUGGCUUUAAGGCAGAAAGUUCACCUGUGGUCCCUGUGAGAGCCCCAUCCUCACCUCUGUCCCAGUCCUUGCUGCUGCAGUCACAAACAGCUCCUUGGAAGGAAGUUGUGUCUGGGAAUCAAGGGGAAGGCUCAGCUUCCCCUGCUCAUGUGUGUCCUUGUUUACCCUGAGCAGGGGCUGUGAGGCUGCACUGCUCACAGUCACCUGCCUUUGAGGGUUAUAAAAACCUCCAUGCUCACUUCUCAGAAGUGUUUUCAGUGAUCUGAGCAUCAAAACAGUGAAUUAUUGGGGUCAGGAACUGUGGGUUAAUGUGUAGCCAAAGCUGCUUGUGAGAGUUAUUAUCCUCCAGACUGGAUUUCCAUGUGCCUUUAUUAUUAUUCUCUUUAGGAAAGCAGUCACCUUUUGCUAAAAUAAAUACACUGUUUAGAGCAUAACUCUGUAUUUACAUCACUAACAAAUGCUCUUCUGCAAAGCAGCCUGUACAACAGCUGUCUUUAUUUUCCAUAAUAACAUCCGUGUUCUGAUAUUACAGCUGAAAUAUAACAGUUUAUGUAAACCAAAUGAAGUGUUCAGACAACUGUGUCUAGACUUAUUUCAGCUUAUCUUAAAGCAGUUAGGGACAGGUUAAAGUAAGUUCUGCUGUCAUGGAAAUAGGUGUGUGCUGAUUUAUUAGGGUUCAUUUCAAGACAGACUAAUUUGCAGCACAUGAAAUGCUUCUUAAUAUCUUUUGAUGCUGUCUUCUGCUGCCAGAAUUAAAGGGGAUGAGUUUUGUGUUUGAUUUGGGCUUGAAAGGAAUGAUCUUUCUGGUAGGAGUUCAUUAAAUCAUUUUCUUUUGGGGGAGCUUUCUGUUUUGUAGUUUCUCUCUAUAAAUGAGUAGAGUUUAGUGAACUCAGUCAAGCUGCAGGGGCAGCUGGAAGAAGCUGUAGAUGAAAGAACCAACCUGAUUAUUUCUGUCCUUCUUAACAAUGGUGUCUGGUCCCAGUGUCCCCUCCGGUUCCACCAUGACAGUCGGGUAGAGCUGCUGCACCAUCUUUGCCAAGCUCUUCUCUUAGGAAACGCCACCAACUCCUCACAGCACGGAGGCCCAGCAUGAAUGGGAACUGUGCUGGGGGCACAGGCUGGGUGAGAAAUCUGGAGUCCAGUUGUCCUGUGGAAAACAGAAGUGUAGCAGCCCAUGAGGCAGAAGAAAGUUCUGUGGUGUUAGGAGGUCACAGCCCUGCAGUUCCCAGGACUGAGGGUUUGGAUUCUGAAUGCCGACACAGCACCUGCCCAGUAAGUCCCCAGAUCAGUGGCAUGCUGUCUGCACCUGAAGAGCCUCACAACUGCCAUAUCCCAGAUGGGAAUAAGAGACAGCUGGAAUAUUUCAGUAGCCAGGAACGCCAUGGGUCAUGUGCAUUGUCUUCAAGCAGCAGUUCCCAGACAGUAGCUCCAGAGAAAGUGACCCUGGUGGUGGAUGGCACCCGCUUUGCAGUGAACCCCCAGAUCUUCACUGCUCACCCUGACACCAUGCUGGGAAGAAUGUUUGGGCCAGGCAGAGAAUACAAUUUCACGCGGCCAAACGAGAAGGGCGAGUACGAGAUCGCAGAAGGGAUCAGCUCGGCCGUGUUCCGCACCGUGCUGGAUUAUUACAAAACCGGAAUCAUUAACUGCCCUGAUGGGAUUUCCAUCCCAGACCUUCGAGACACAUGUGAUUACCUCUGCAUAAACUUUGAUUUCAACACAAUCAAAUGUCAAGAUUUAAGUGCUCUGUUACACGAGCUCUCCAAUGAUGGGGCUCACAAGCAGUUUGACAGCUACCUGGAGGAGCUGAUCCUGCCCAUCAUGGUGGACAGCGCCAGGAAGGGGGAGCGCGAGUGUCACAUCGUGGUGCUGACCGACGAGGACACCGUGGAUUGGGAUGAGGAUCACCCACCUCCCAUGGGAGAGGAGUACUCACAAAUCCUUUACAGUUCCAAGCUGUACAGAUUCUUCAAGUACAUCGAGAACCGGGACGUGGCCAAGGCCGUGCUGAAGGAGCGGGGCCUGAAGAACAUUCGCAUUGGCAUCGAAGGGUAUCCCACCUGCAAGGAGAAGGUGAAGAGGAGGCCUGGUGGCCGCUCUGAGGUGAUCUACAACUACGUGCAGCGGCCGUUCAUCCAGAUGUCCUGGGAGAAGGAGGAGGGCAAGAGCCGCCACGUGGAUUUCCAGUGCGUCCGCAGCAAGUCCCUGACAAACCUGGUCACGGUGGGGGACGAUGUUUCAGAGGACCACGAGGUGAUAAUGCAUCACCCCCCACAAGUGGAUGAGCUGGACAGGCUGAACGCCCCCUUCUCCCAGAUGGUUGUGAACGAUCUGCCGGAUUAGUGUGGCUGGGGUGGAGAGUCCUGCUGGGUUUGGUUUCAUCCCAGCUGAUGGCACACAGACUCCUGCAAGGUGCUUUAUCCUCCUUCGUGCUCUUACUACCUUGUCAUAUUUCAAGCAUGUUAAUAAAGAGCCACACUCCAUAGUCUUAAUUGUGCAAUCAAAAGCAACAUCUCCUCAGACAAAAAGAAAUGACCUGUUGUUCUACUACAAAGGCUUCUGGAUUGUGGGUGCUGAAUAUUUUAUCCAAACUUCUGAAAGAAGAGCACAAGUGUGUUGGAACGUCUUGUUUGACAUGAGAGAGGAAAUUCUGAGCCUGUCAAGACAAAGCUUUCCUUUACAAUUUUAGGCACAGCUUUGUUUUUGUGAGUUACAGAGGAGUGAACAUCAAAGCAGGACAGAUGAUAUUCUCCAUCAACCAGCAGAAAUGUAGCACAGUGUGACAGCAGAACCCUGAGCGUGGAGGAAUCUGCACUGCCACCUGGCUUUGGAUGCAGCCUGGUGUACUGCUGCCCUGGGGAAGGAGGAAGCAGCUCCAUAGGAAGCACAUGCCUGUUCACAGGAAUUCCCCAUCUGUACUUCUCCAUGAGAUGGAGUCAUUGUUUGUAAGGAUGUUUUCUGUUAAAUUCAGUAAAAUUAGUUGAUCGUGCUGAAGGAAAACCCAAAAGAGACUGCAGCUGAUAUUUUACCAAUUAAAUAAAUCUGUUAAUAGCCAGAUAGAUUUAAGAAGCUUUCUAGAGGUGACUGUGCAUGCUGAAGACUUUGACCUGUCUUCUCCAUCCUCCUGAUAAGACAAUAAAGCCAGUGGAGGAGCUCCCAGUUUACCACCUGAGUAAAAUCCUUAGUCUCAUCAACCUUAGUCAGAAUUGCUGUAGACUCUCCAAGGAGCUGCUGCUGCAGCUUUAAAAAGCCAGCUACAUCCUUCCCAAUUUGGAACUGACUGGGCCAUUUUGCUAUCAGGCAGGUAAGAAAUACCAAUAGUAAACCAGCCCUCAGUAGAGAAAAAAUGCAUCUGGGAACAACUCUCCUUUACUUCUCUGAGUGUAUUGUCCUGAUUUGGAAAUUUGGGUUCAGGGCCAACAGAGUUGUGACUGUAAGAACAGGCACACUCCAGGCUGGUUUAGCUCAGGUGGAUUGGAGUAAAAAAAUUUACUGGUCCUGUUCCUGCAGCACUGAGUUCCCUGUGGGAAUUCCCUGUAGGAACUGGCUUAACCCCUGAUGAGCACACAGUGAGUUCUGCACUGUCCCAGCUGAGCUGAGGGCACCAGAACAGGGCUGCCUCACAAAGCCAUCCCUUCUGAUGGCUCUGUAAAGUCUCUGUGUUCCCAAACCAGAGUUUUUAAACAUGGUGCUGGUGCAAAGAAAGGCUGAAACCUUUCAAGAAGAAGGAGAAGGACAGAGCUCCUCACAAAGCUGGACAGGUCAGUGUUGCUCUGGCAAAGGUGUUGAAACCUGGGUUGUGUGGGUGUUGAGUUACCUGGUCAGACUUGGCAAAACUGAGGUGUGGGUAUUGUCUGGCCCUAGAAAGUUUAAUCCUUUUUUUGCAACAUCAAGCAAAUUUGUAUUUUUCCCCUCCUGACCACCAAGAGCACGAUGGAUUGAGCAGUGAAGUUUGCUGCUGGUUGCUGCUGAGGUGUUUGUGGUUUUCAGUGCAAGUAACAUUAACAAAAUCAAGCAGAAAUUUUUAGUUGUAACAAAUCUCUGCCAAGGAUCGUUUUAGUUUCCAUUAGUACGGAUACAAGUUACAUUCUUUCAGUUUUUCUGUUCUUUGCUUCUUUCCCGAGUGCAGCAAAUAGAUUCUUCUAAAAAGAAGUGCCUAUGGGAAGAUUUCAGGACCUCCUAAGAGUCCCAGGUGUUCAGAUGCCCGAAUUCCACUUGACUACUUUUGCAAACUCUUCCCUGUGUGUCCCUGGGUCAGUAGAGAGAAGUGUCCUUUGGUGCCUGCACAGAGCUGGGGUGAUGUGCAGACACUCCAUUUCUGCUCCAGAUGAAUUUAUGUGGUAGAGAGAGGAAGACACAUGGACCAUGAACCUCCAGCAGGGGCCAGACCAGCCCCACUCUUGCCGUGGUGCUGAGCUGUUCCUCAGCACAAACAGGGGCACUGUGAGCCCAGCAGUGGAGGGGCUUCUCCCUAGGAACCUGUCCACUGCCUAGGGGCACUGGUGGCCCCCAGGCUCUGUGAUUAUGUUUGCCAGGGUGUGUUUAUUUCCCCAGCAGUGUCAGGUUUAAGUAAAGGAGUGUUGGCAUUGCCCAGCUGAGCUGGAAUUGGAGGUUCCACACGUUCUGCUCUAAGGACUGAAGUGUGUGUGGGUGUUGUUCAGAGCUCCUCCUCAGGACUGUGUCAGGGCAUCAGGUGCUGAGAUUUGCACCUCAACAGCAUCUUUUGGGAUCUGACAGCUGAAGUACCAUGUCCAGCCAAACCAAACCCCACCCAGUGUGUCCCUGAGCCCAGGGUCAGCUCAGCCUCUGGAAGGAUGCAGGAAGUUUAUUAAACAGCACCAGGCCCUUUUGGGAGUUACAGACUGUCAGUUCUCUAGGAGCUUGUGGUUCCCUGUGAGAUCAACUGCAGCUUCAGCAUGGGAUGGACAUUACCCAGCUCCCAUGAUUUCCACUUACCUACUGUAGUUUAUUGGCUUUCCCAAGUAAUUAUUAAUUUUGGAUUUUAAUUUUUGUUAGUAGAGUGAGUUCCAUUGGAACACUAAAUCAGAUUUUAAAAGUGUUUGCUUUUCCUCCUCUCACAGUCACCUACUUCAAGUACAAGGUCAACUUUUGUCUUACUCUAGAUGUACUGAAGUGCUCCUGUGCUGUGUAUGAACCCCAGAUGUAUGGUUUCUUUUCUGUAUUAAAGUAUAAAUUAUAUGUGA